Macaca mulatta (Rhesus monkey) is the source of this 376-nucleotide messenger RNA. Lineage: Eukaryota; Metazoa; Chordata; Mammalia; Primates; Cercopithecidae. The record is from RefSeq and is a predicted model, not a curated record.
UAGAAAUGGUGGAGUCAAUGAAGAAAGUAGCAGGGAUGGAUGUGGAGCUGACAGCUGAAGAAAGAAACCUCCUCUCUGUUACAUUUAAGAAUGUGAUUGGAGCUAGAAGAGCCUCCUGGAGAAGAAUCAGCAGCCUUGAACAGAAAGAAGGAAACAAGGGAAGAGAAGACAAGCUAAAAAUGAUUCAGAAAUACCAGCAAAUGGUCGAGGCUGAGCUGGAGUUAAUCUGUGGCGACAUGCUGGAGGUACUAGACAAACACCUCAUUCCAGCAGCUACCACUGCCCCCAUUCACUGGGGAGAAUGGAAAGAAAACAACUGACAACAUCCUCAAAUGUAAACUCAAUUUGCCUCCCUACCUCACACAAGAAGCCAGAG